This is a messenger RNA of Aplysia californica (California sea hare), 2946 nucleotides long. RefSeq lists its product as uncharacterized. Lineage: Eukaryota; Metazoa; Mollusca; Gastropoda; Aplysiida; Aplysiidae. Gene Ontology annotation, cellular component: membrane. The record is from RefSeq and is a predicted model, not a curated record.
AUACAUGAUGUAGUGAAUAUAUACAUGUUUUUAAAUCGCACUCCCUUUCAUAAUCGUGACGCAGCCGGCACGUUUCGCUAGGCCUCGUCAGCUACAAAACCCUAAGCAGUGAAACUGAAUAUAACGCAUGCAGAUAUUUUCACACACCCGUCUCUAUUGAGUGUUCCUUGUCUGCUGGUCGCUGUGUGCAGACAACCUCUGCAGGCGGUUUGUAUCUUCCGCUUGAGUUCUUCCUGGAUUGUUACGAUUAUUUCUCACACACCGUAUGCUUUUAAAUAAAAGUGCUAAUGACAAGGAGAGUUUAAUUAAAACUUCAAGACGAGAUAAUUCAGGCUUGAUGGUUCUGUGUGGCUUUGCCGCCUAUUACAUAGCCUACCUCCGAGACGCCCGAAAACUGACUUUCCCGCUCCGUCCAGAGGUGGGUUUUUCGCUCUGGCUCGCUGGGGCAGGGGGUGGGAUGUUCAUCCUCUCUGGUUUCACCUGCUACUUCAGUCUUCAGGCCAUGCUGGCUAGUGACGAGAAAAGUGACGCUGCGGACAAAAACCAGCCACCCAACGUAGAAACGAUGCAUCCUGCCCAACACCCAAUAGGGAACUCCAACCGUCCGAAUGGCAGAAGCGAGACUCCGUUCUAUGAGGACAUGCCACGGCUUAGUGAAAAUGGUAUUAGAUCCUCUAGUACGAGACCGUGGCAGCCGCCACCGUAUCCACCCACAAACCCCGCCCAGAAGCUCGCAAACUGUAAUGUUUACACUACAACCCCGGGUAUGCAUUCCGAAGAGCUCUCUUUCUCUCCAAAAGACAGAGUCCCGCUGUCUCAACAAAAUAGUUUAUAUGAAAGAUUUCCAGAGUACCAUCGUCUUUCUUCGAGCCAAAACGAAAACAGAGCCAGGUACAGUCAUCUGAAUAACUCGCCAAGCUCCUUCGGGGAUCUCCACCCCCAGACCUCAGUACGGUCAUCCAAGAACACUGACACUUCUUUCCAUAUGAAAGGCGAAGCCCGAGCGGCCCCGCCACGUGAUAAUCCGUACUACCAACCAAACUCCCACUCAGUAUUUACUUCACGCAAUUAUUCCUCCCGAGAUCUGAACCCUUACCGCCAACAGUCCCGCAGUGGUUUCUCUCAAACGACUAAAAACUUGAACUUUUCUUCAUAUCCGUCCCCUCUACAUCAAUCAAACGCACUGCAUCGAUCCCGUGACGUGACUCUCCCUAAUAAUACUCAUUACUCACAUGAAAGAGAGUCUGCAGAUUCAGUAUUACUUAAGCCUUCGGCGUUCUUAUCACGGCAAACAACAGCUCGACAGGCUCAUCGGCCCCAGCCACCGCCCCCUUCUGGUGCCUCGAGCAGUGGCUUCUCUACACGUUCUUCUUACCCUCGCAGAGACCCUACAAACGGAUGGGUACUAGGUCACGAAUACUUCUGAUCGGUUUCCGUUCGUAUGCAUGAACAUAAUAUAUUGUCUUUAAAUCUGUAUGUGAAGCUUACCGAGUGAGGCAGACGACACACAACUUUGUCUCAGUACAAUUUAAAUUUCGGAAUUUGUCUCUACAUCCCGCCCUCUAUUCCCUCUCCUUUCCUGUUUCUCAACUCUCAGACCAAGUCAUUCCGUUCAAAUUUGGACUGGAAAGAUGGGACGUGGUAAAAACGGGGCUCUUAUAGCGGGAAAGUAGUCAGUAUAACUUAUAACAUCAUCAUAGAAUAUCUUUUUAAGCCGCAUUAGUGACACGUACAAACGAUUUAUUCACAACUGAUUUCUUGAAGAUAAGUUCGAUCUACAUAUUGGAAGUUACAUCUGCAAAGUAAAAUAAAGAAUGGCAGCAAAGUCCAGAAAACAAAUCCUGAAAAGACCUUAAGAUCUAGAUCUAGAUAUAUGAAUCUGUGUUAGUGUUGGGCAGCAGUCUACUUCAGUCCCCAUUCAUGGAAUAAUUUAAAAUAUUAUAUGUAGUCCUUCGGGUAUGACGUCACGACUGCCCUAUGUUAGCCCCAUGUAUGGAGUUGGGGCCCCAGAUAUGCAUUGUUAAUAGGUCAAGUACGUUCCGAACAGAAGGCUGAAGUAGAUUUUUACGAUGAACUGAAUCCGAAAAUGUGUUAGUCAUGGAACCAAUAAAAUGAAAUCUGAAUAGUUGGGCAAUUGAAUAAGAAACUCAUGAUUUCCAAGGAAACAAAUGUUGGAGAGAGCUAUACGAUUGAAUAUAUAUCAAUACGAAGACGGAGAUAUUUGGGAGAUGUUUUGAAAAUACCGGAGAAUACAAGAUUGUCCUUUCAGACAUGGUACUGGAGACCAAUAAAUAGGAAUAGAAAAAGAUGUACACCAACUGGCAGUUAUAAGAAUGCCGGUACAAUCAGGGAUGAAGCAAUCGCUUGGGAGCUAGAUGUGACAAAACUAAAAUAAGUGACCACGAACAGAUAAACAUGUCGUGGACUGCUCUCUGCCUUGAGUACCUGGUAGUUCAAGGACAAAGUAAGUAAGUAACUUUGUAAGGAAGCAAAUUUCCGAAUUAAAAAGACUACUCACACUUACAUAUUAUAUUUUGAAGGCGUUGUCAUCUCUGUCAAGGGGCGGUCAUCUUUUCGCUAAGGUCAUAUAAAACCUAUAUUAUUAUAUGUAUCAGCUUUUACAGACAAGCAAACUCCAACACAUGUAUUGCGCUCCGCCCUGUGUUUUCUUACCCCUAUUAGUAAUGACUUAUGUUCAGGUGCCAUAUAAUAUUGUUCUCCUACCGUGAUGCUUUUACCUGUUCUUACUAGAUCUAGGUCUUAUCGGCUGUUUGAGCUAAUUGCCGCCAGUGUUGAGGGUACUGCUAGCUCGUGUCGUCUUGGGAUUUUCCCUUGACUGCACUCCUCAUCUGCAAGGCUUAUGUAAUGUAACACUUUUGUAAAUUUCUGGCCAAAUAUUUUGUUUCUGUGUGAUUAAGAAUAAAGUACAAAAUGGAAAGUACAGAA